UGUAAAUAAAACAGAAGUGAAACCGCGUCACACGGCUCUGGUGCUCAGGCGCAAACAGACUCUGGGACGCAAUGUUUUGCGGAUAGUUGGAGAAAAGAGUUUGGACUUUAACACAAGGUGACUGGCGCGCGCUCAUGCCUCAGCUGUCGGCCACAGCCGUGCUGCAGCUCGUGCUGCUGCUCUCCGCUGUGCCCGCGCAGUACUUCAUCUCCAGGUGGAGCGGCUCCACGGCGGCGCAGCGCUACCACGCGAGCACACGCUUGCUUCGCAUUUGGAAAGAGUUGAGAGCAUCUUACCUGAAUGCCACUGCUUGGAUGGACUGGGCAGACCAGCAGAUGUCCAAAGUCCAGUCUUUGGUUGGCUUGGGACAGGAAGAGCAGAUGGAGUCGCUUCCCUUAGAAACCAUGCUUUUUGACAAUGACCAGGGAUUCUUUGGAGCCUCCAAGAUCGCACGCAGCCCUCGUCCUCCGUAUGUGUUUCUGCGGGUUGGAGAGGUGGUGAAGGAGAGGAAUAACAAUAUGAUCGGGGUGGUGGUGAGCUGGGACCCCGAGAUGCGAGCCCCUCCAGAGUGGAUCAAUAGAGUGUAUUCCAGCUCUGAGGACACCAAAGCAGAGAAAACGCCUCAUUAUAAAGUGCUCUUCAGCGGGCCUGGACCCUCCUCUUUGUUAGUUGGAUACUUGCCUCAGACACAACUGGAGCGCAUCACCGGGAUGAGGCCAGAUAUUCCCACCUUGGAGAAUUACUUCACACACUUCGACGGGGAGCGGUUCGUCAUGCAGCCCUGGCUCAGAGAGCUCUACCCUGACGACGCGAUGGAAGACGACUCAGCUGUGACGCGUUUUCUGUAGAAAUAUUGACCUGGUAGUUAUAAAGGCCAAGAUAUGCGCAGAUCAAGGAUCAUUUUCAAAUCCCUCCUCGCUGGAUCUCGAUGUGAGAGUGUCGUUUGCAGAUUUGGAGUAACAGCUCUCAGUUGUGCAACUUUUAUUUCGUUGUAAUUUAAAAUAUACAGUAUUUUAAUUUGAUGUGCCAAAAUGUAAAAACACAUUAAAAAAGACAUUUGAUUUCAUGUGCCUGAUUUUUUUUAAAUACAGAUUUGAAUGGCUGGAGUUAAGUUAAAUGAUGACAAUUAUGCCUGAAAUGACAUUUUUUUCCCCAUGUAGUGUUUGUGUUGGCUGAGGUAGAAAAAAAAAACCUUGAGAAUUUGCACUUUUAUUCAGCCAUUACCACUAAGUAAUAAAAUACUUUGAACUGC
This is a messenger RNA of Chelmon rostratus (copperband butterflyfish), 1252 nucleotides long. RefSeq lists its product as uncharacterized. The coding region runs from base 135 to 848 and encodes 237 amino acids. The transcript is spliced from 7 exons. NCBI's taxonomy places the organism in Eukaryota, Metazoa, Chordata, Actinopteri, Chaetodontiformes, Chaetodontidae. The record is from RefSeq and is a predicted model, not a curated record. Gene Ontology annotation, molecular function: DNA binding.